Molecule: messenger RNA, 5509 nt
Organism: Pogona vitticeps (central bearded dragon)
Lineage: Eukaryota; Metazoa; Chordata; Lepidosauria; Squamata; Agamidae
Gene: FAM120C
Product: family with sequence similarity 120 member C
Cellular component (GO): nucleus
Source: RefSeq, a predicted model, not a curated record
AGGGGGGAAGAAGAAAGCUACAACAUGGCGGCUGCAUCCAUUCCCAAGAAGUGAGAGCUGUGAGAAGUGAAGCCCCAGAAGCAGGGCUAGCUUUGACCGGAUCAGGUGCUCGUCUCCGGGUGCCAGCCCCUUCGGCUUCCCUGUGCGUCCCAGCGGCAGUGGGCCUUGCAUCUCUCCACCGUGCAUAGCCAUGGGGGUGCAAGGUUUCCAGGAGUUCGUGGAAAAGCGCUGCCCAGGGGCCGUGGUGCCUGUAGACCUGUUGAAGCUGGCCCGGACCGUAGGGGGCCGUGGAGGCGGGGGCCCUGCCUAUUGUGCCACCUUCCACCCGGCAGCUGCCUACUCCCACCCAGCUGGGGCAGCGCCAGGGCUGGCGCCGAUGGUCGGUGCCAGCGCAUACCCGCACUCUCAGCAUGCCCCGGGGCUGGCACCUGCACCACCCUGCCCAGCUCGGCUCCUGGUGGAUGCUGAUUCUGCUUUGCAGCGCCUGUAUGGCGGCUACCAGACUGAUUGGGUGUGUGGGGGCCAGUGGAAUGCGAUGGUGGGGUACCUGGCUGCCCUUUCUCAGGCUUGCCUUUAUCAAGGUGGGCUGGAGUUAGCUGUCAUCUUCAAUGGAGGGCUCGGAAAGGAGAGGCUGCCCGAGUGGGGCAGGAAGGCCCAAGCUGAGAGACAGACAGCUCAGCUAAUAGCUGGGCAUGUGGGCAACAAAGGUACCCCACCACCCCGAGCCUGGUUUCUUCCUCCUGCCUGCUUGGGCCACUGCAUCCGCCUGGCCAUGAUUCGGUUCCGGGUCAAGGUGUUCCAGAGCCUGGAAGAUCAUCAUCAGGAAGUUGUAUCCUUCUUCCAGGAGAACGGUUUCCACGGGCUGAUUGCCCAUGACUCAGAGUAUGCCCUGUGCAACAUACCUUCGUAUUACAGCUCCCAUGCCCUCAAGCUGAGCUGGAAUGGCAAGAACCUUACCACCAACCAAUUCCUUAUGCAAGAAGUGGCCAAGCAGCUGGGCCUCAAGCUGAGCAGCUUCCCUGUGUUUGCUGCCUUGCUCGGGAACCACAUCCUUCCGGACGAGGAUCUGGCUGCCUUCCACUGGAGCCUGCUUGGACCAGACCACCCUCUGGCUUCACUUAAGGUGCGUGCCCACCAGCUGGUCCUGCCACCCUGCGAUGUGGUCAUCAAGGCUGUGUCUGAGUACGUCAGCUCCAUCAAGAACCCCUCCAACCUGGACAUGAUAGGGAGAGAUGUCUUCAAGCACUCCCAGUCCAGGACCGAAGAUAAAAUUGAACGUUUCAAGAAGGCUGUAGAGUAUUACUCAGUGGCCACGAAGGCACCCUCUGCACCAGUGGGCCAGUCCCCGUAUGUUCUCUCAGCUUUUGGACCCAACCACUUUGGAGGGUCAGCACCUGUGAAUCGCAAUCCAGUAGUGCCGCUCUCUUCUGGGAAGGCCAUGUUUCCACCCCCGAUGGGGCCAAAGAUGCAGUACCAGCCGCCUGCCCCCCAUGGUGGUGUUGCCACUUCCUCGUCAUUUCUUCCCGGUCCUGGGUCCAAUUUUUUCUUCUCUCCGCAUGGCCUGACGGAUGCGGCUGCCCCUUUUCAUGAAGACCCUGCCUUGAAAGGGGGACACUACAACAACUGGCCGGCAUCUUACGAUAAUUGUGCUGCCAAGUUUGCCAACCACCAUCUCAGUUCCAAACCUUCUCCAUCAUCCGGGCCUGGCUCUUCACCCUCUUCCUCAUCGGAUGGAGAAGAACACAAUGGAACCGGCAUCAACCAUGUGUCAGAAACCGUACCUCCUCGCAAGUCUGGCUGGGAGGACCCAGGGGGCGAAAAAAUGAUGAACCAAGGCUGGGGGCAGGCGCCUGGGAGUACCGGCAACCCAGAGAGGAACCUGAGUGGAUCUGCCGAGAACCACAUCCCUUCGCUGCUCUCCAUGGCAACCCGCAACCACAUGGACAUCACCACGCCACCUCUUCCACCAGUGGCCCCCGAAGUGCUUCGUGUGGCCGAACACAGGCAUCGCCGGGGACUUAUGUACCCUUUCAUCUAUCAUGUCCUUACCAAGGGUGAAAUAAAAAUUCCUAUCUGCAUUGAAGAUGAAUGUAACACAGAACUGCCCCCAGCUGCUGUCCUUUUUCGGGCUGCCCGGCAAUACGUCUACGGUGUCCUCUUCAGUGUGGCCGAGACUCAGCGGCGGAUGGAACGGCUGGCUGUGCGUAAGCGGGUCCCUGUGGAAACUCAUCCAGUGAUCAUCAAGGAAUGGUCAGCAUACAAAGGCAAGUCACCCCAGACUCCGGAGUUGGUCUCAGCCCUGGCCUUUCGAGAGUGGACCUGCCCCAACAUCAAGAAGCUUUGGCUGGGCAAAGCAGUGGAAGACAAGAACCGCCGCAUGAGAGCGUUUCUGGCCUGCAUGAAAUCAGACACGCCAGGCAUGCUCAACCCUGCUAACGUCCCCACGCAUCUGCUGCUGCUGUGUUGUGUGCUAAGAUACAUGAUACAAUGGCCUGGCGGUCGGAUCCUGCACAGACAUGAGUUGGAUGCUUUCCUGGCUCAGGCUGUGUCUGCUCAGCUGUAUGAGCCAGAUCAGCUUCAAGAACUGAAGAUUGAGAAACUGGAUCCCAGAGGAGUUCAGCUGGCUGCUUUGUUGAUGAGCGGAGUGGACACCGCUCUCUUUGCCAACGACGCUUGUGGGCAGCCUGUGCCCUGGGAGCAUUGCUGUCCAUGGAUCUACUUUGAUGGGAAGCUCUUCCAGAGUAAGCUGAUCAAAGCCACACGAGAGAAGGCCCCUCUGAUAGACCUCUGUGAUGGACAGGCUGAGCAGGUGUCCAAAGUCGAGAAGAUGAGGCAGAGUAUCUUGGAAGGCAUCAACCUCAACCGCCAGGCCCCACCACCUUUGCUCCCCCCUCCCCCCUUUGUCUCCUCCAUGGCCCCACCUUUUUAUCCUCUGCCUAUCUACCCUCGCACGGUUGGCUCCAUUCAGCCCCCAGGCCCUGGGAGGACCAGAGGCUUCACGGGGCUCCAUCCUAUCCCACCCCAGGGAGGCAAACUGGAGAUUGCAGGGAUGGUGGUCGGCCAGUGGGCUGGGAGCAAACCCUCCCGGGGGCAGGGCUCCUUCGGCAUGCAAGUUGUGUCGGUUGGAGGCCCUGGGAAAGGCCGUGGCCGUGAUGGCUCUGGGAAAAUUCCUAAAGGAAACAAGAAAGUGAACAAGCAGGGCUCUACCGAUGGACCCGCAAAGACAACAGAAUUGAGCAGCAGCAGCAGCAGCAGUAACAAUAGCAGCAACAGUGGCGGCGGCGGCAGUGGCAGCAACAGUAGCCCCCAGUCCCAGGUGAAUGGGAACGGGGGCACCACCUCUGCAGCGGGUGAGGACCCAGCCGUUGGAGCAUACCCCGCAGCCACAUCACCUUGUGCCUUAACCAGAGACACUGACUCGUGCAAUAACAAUGGCACGUUCUUCGGGACCCUGAGCGGGGACCCUGAGCGGUGCCCGGAGAACAAGCUUCCCUUCCAGGCUCUACAGAAAGAGGAGUGAACAGGAGCCGCUGGGGCUCUGAUUGGCCGGCAAUUGGGGGGCAGGAGUGGGAAGAGGAGAAGUGGCAACUCCCCCCCCCCUUUGGCAGCCAGGAGUGGGGCAGGGAAGGGUUAGCAGUGGAAGCACUUUUGUAAAUCCAUGGAAUGCCAACAUUAUCAAGUGCUGGUGGUCGGGACUGUACAGGGUUGAGCAGACGAAGGAGGAGUUGCUUCCCUGAUAGCUCAUACUGUGCGUUUUGGAGGGUUCCUACAGUGAGCUCUGAUCACUAGUGGAUUGCAGCGUGGGUAACAUGGAAUGUUCAGGAUGUGACCACUUCCGCUGUUUGCACUCCUGCCCUUCUUGAAUUUGCCAUCGUGCCAAUCAGAUCCAUGACGGCGGCAUCAUUUUUUCUUCUUUUUUAAAUUUAUUUGAAUUUGUUUUUCUUUUCCUUUUUUUUUAAUUUUAUAGGGGGGGGAGUCUUUUUAAGGGGCAAGAAUUCUGGGUUUUGGGAAGGGGAUAUUUUUAAAGGAGAAAAAAAAAGCCGGCAAGGUUUUAUUUUAAAAUGGGGCAGAUUUUUCCUGCCUGCCUUGUUCAUUUCUUGCCAGCUCCCCCACCAUCAGACCAAAUAGCAGUAUUGCUCUGAGGAAUGAUGGUAACGGGAUGGAAUAAAGUGGGGGAGGCAAAUGAUUUUUAAAAGAGAGAAAGAGAGAGUAGCACAGCUGUUGCAAAGCAUACACCACGUGUGUAUAGUGGUCAGCAUGUGCAUUUUAUUAUAUAUAUGAAAGAGAGAGAUAGAGAUUAUAUUUAUAUAUAACAUGAAUAGAGCUAUAUAUAAAUAUGAACGCGGCAAACCCAGAAAUGGGUUGAAAUGUUCCCGGGAGAUAACUUGCAUUCUGAAGCGCUAUGCGUUUUAUGAAUUAAAGACCUGCUUCCAUAGUUCCCAGCACUUAGCCUUGCCAGCAAGGCGGCUGGGCUGGAUGAGGCUGGUCUCCCAAUACCAGACAGAAAAUUUAUUAUCUUUCAAACAGACAAGCACUUACUGUUAUGUACAUUUUUCCAGGACCCUGAAUCAAUGGAUAUAGUCUUGGAGCUGGAAAGGAGGGUGUGGGUGGAUUGCCAGCCAAUUGAGAAGUGCCUCAGGGGUUUGUGGAGAAAAAGGCAUCAGUCCUAACCCAGAGCCAUCAGAGUGGUGGUGAUCCUAUCCUGGGAUAGGAUGGCUUGGGAGAUCUGACACUGUUCAAGUGGCCAUGGCUUCUCCUUCUCUGUAGACAGGGCUGUAUGUACUCGGUCACAUCAGCACAGUCUUAAGUCUGAUAUAGAAAUUGAUAGUCUAGGAAUCCCAGGUUGUCAUAUAUUUUUUAAAAAAUUUUGAGUCUAGAAUUCAAGUACCAUUUUUAGCAAUAAUAAUUAUGGGGAAAAUUUGUAACUUUCUAGUGCCGUGCACAACUCCUUUUCUUUGUCUUGCUGCUGUGUUUCCUUUGUCGUUGUGCCCCUUUGGGUUUCCUAAUCUUUCUGUUCUUGGGCCGUUUCUUCCCAUUCUUGCUUGGCUUGUCGCUCUGCAGUCCUUCUUAAAACACUGGAAAACAGAGAUGGGCAUGAACCACGGUUUGGCUGCUUGGUGCGGCACUCGCACACAUGUUCUGUGGGUGCCACACACUUCCCUCCCCCACCUCCUCUGAGUUAUCGCCCACUCACCCACCAGCAGCAGCGUGCUUCCCUCCUUGCCUCCUCUGGGUGACUGCCCACUCAGAGACAGCACCUUGGGCUUCCCUGCCCCACCUCUUCCUCUGAGAGGGCGGCUGCCAGAGGAGGUGGAAGAGAGAUGCCAGCUACUUGCUGCCAGUGUGUGGCCAAUUGCCCCCAGGAGGCAGGAGAGAGAAGCGUGCGACACCUGCGGCGGACCUGUGCAGGUUGUGUCCAUCUCUACUGGAAAACGUUGGAUUUCAGAAGCUAAGUAAAUAGUAUCAAAUAAGCUAUAAACAUGUACAAGAGGUGUGUAAUAAUUUUUUU